Molecule: messenger RNA, 2699 nt
Organism: Gossypium arboreum
Lineage: Eukaryota; Viridiplantae; Streptophyta; Magnoliopsida; Malvales; Malvaceae
Product: transcription factor GTE7-like
Exons: 3
Coding region: 243-1955 (570 amino acids)
Molecular function (GO): protein binding
Source: RefSeq, a predicted model, not a curated record
AACCGAGCCUAGCCUUCUCUUGUUCCUCGCUCAACGAAGGGGUUAGAUCCUAAACCCAGUCUUCACGUUUAAUAAUUUUUUAGCCUUUUCUCGUGUCGAAUUCUUUGCUACACUGGUGUAAGUCGGCGCGUGGUGGUUAUUGAGGUGGCGCGUGUCGGAAACGGUGUUCUCUUUCAUGGUUUUAUCCUGUCAAUUUGAAUCGGGAAUCCCUCGCCGGAACCCUACCGGCUCCCGAUAAUUUAAUGGCAUCUGCCGUGUUAGCGAAUCGAAGCGAUUCAAAUUGGCCACCGCAGCCGAAAGGCAGUGUUGCUAAAUUCAUGGGCAAGGUUCCCUUCACAGCAACGAAACCAAACCCUAACCCUAAAUUCAACAAGAAACGUCAAUUCCACCAUCAUUUGGCGCCACCUGAUGAUGUAGCCGGCCAUGUCGUGGAUGAUUCUCCCGCCGUGACCCAAUCCGCAGCUUCUGAUGAUGCGUCGUCGAUAAAUCCGAAGCUGAAUGAUUUCAGCUCGGGCGCUUACGUCAGCUUUCGCAUCAGCUCUUAUUCAAGGAAGGAGUUGAUUGAUCUGAAAAAUCAGUUGGUUGCCGAGUUGGAGCAGAUUCGUGAAUUGAGAAAUCGGAUCGAGUCGAAUGAUUUUCACGUUAGAUCCAGCUCAAACAAGAAAUCGUUGCCCAAGAAAAACAUUUCCGGCAACAAACGGCCUUUACCGUCGAAUUUCAGCAAAGAAUUUAAGAGAUUGAACCCUCAAGAGAACGGAAAAGCUUCCACGGCUCAUUUGAUGAAAAGCUGUUCCCAAAUCUUGACCAAACUGAUGAAAAACAAGCACGGCUACAUCUUCAAUUCGCCUGUGGAUGUUAUUGGAAUGGGUCUUCAUGACUAUUACGACAUAAUCAAGAACCCGAUGGAUCUGGGCACUGUGAAAUCGAGGAUGUCGAAGAAUUUCUACGGGUCUCCCUUGGAAUUUGCGGCGGAUGUAAGGCUCACUUUUAAUAACGCCAUGUUGUAUAACCCCAAGGGGCAUGAGGUUUAUGUGUUGGCCGAGCAAUUUCUUGCAAAAUUCGAGGAACUGUUCCGGCCGUUGAGCUUGAAACUGGAGGAGCAAGAUGAGCCUCCCGAAAGGGGUUAUUACGAGGAAGAGUUGCAGGCGAGUUCUUGGGAUCACGGUGAAGCUGAUAGGUUGAAGAAAGAUAGGGAAAGAGAUAGUGAGAGGAUAAUUGUCGAUAGGGAUGAUUCGGCUAAUUUUGUGUCGAGAUCGGAUAGAAUUGAUAGAAUUGGAGGGGUAUCGGGCUUUGUUUCGAACCCGAAUGUACCACCACCACAGAUGCACUUGCAGGCGCCGGCAAGGGUGCCUUCACCUGUAAGGCCACCACCUGUGAAGUCAUUGAAGCAGCCGAAGCCAAAGGCUAAGGAUCCGAACAAGAGGGAAAUGAGUAUGGAAGAGAAGCAAAAGUUGGGGAUUGGAUUGCAGAGCUUACCACAAGAGAAGAUGGAUAAUGUGGUUCAGAUUAUAAGGAAAAGGAAUGGGCAUUUGAGGCAAGAUGGGGAUGAGAUCGAACUCGACAUUGAGGCAAUGGAUACCGAGACGUUGUGGGAGUUAGAUCGGUUUGUCACUAAUUACAAGAAGAUGGUCAGCAAGAUAAAGCGGCAAGCAUUGAUGGCGAACAACGCCGUAUCCAAUGACAGCCAUAGGGAAGAGGCAACCGUGGAGAAGAUUGAGGUUCCAAUGGAGAUGAAGAAACCGAAAAAAGGCGAUGCUGGAGAGGAAGAUGUAGAUAUUGGGGACGAAAUGCCGAUGAGCAGUUUCCCACCCGUGGAGAUUGAGAAGGAUAACGAUCGAGCUAGUAGCAGCUCUAGCAGCUCCAGUAGUUCAAGCAGCGAUUCUUCGUCUUCGAGUGAUUCAGAUUCUGGGAGUUCAUCCGGAAGUGAUUCCGAUGCAGACGAUGCACGGUCUUGAAGGCAUGAGCUAUUCGAUUUUGGGGCAAAUCCAGUUGGAAAAUUGGGUGGUGGGGAUGUAGAUGAGAGGUAGAUUUUGCUAACAUCUGCUAACAAACUGGAAAAAAAAUUAGGGAUAUUAGUAAGUAUUAAAUGCUGAAGAUAUGAACAUUUUUUUUUUCCUUUUUUUUUUUUUGGUUGAUGUACAGGGUGGUGGUGGUGGGGGGUUUAAAUGUUGUGUGAAAUUGUAAUGGUUGCUCACUUUGGAGGAAAGAAAAGUAUGAAAAUGGAAAGGGGAGGGCAGCUUUGGGAAGAGAAAAUGGUGAAUUUAAGGGGUGGGUUUUUAGUGGAAAGAGGGUAGGGUUUGGUAGAGAAGGUAGGUUAGGGUGAAGGAAAAGAAUUGCGGGGGGGGGGGGAUACUUUUGUAUGCAUUAACCCUAAAAAAAAAUUACUUAAAUGAUUUUCAGCAUCAUCAAUAGAGGUAUUUUUACAGAUUGAAGCUAUGUUUAUGGGUUCCUUCGUUUGGAUGUUGGCCAAUGCUCAAAAUUUUUCGGACCAAGGAAAGAUAGGAAGGUGAAGAAGACAACAGUGUAAAGUGAAGCCUAAAAAAGGUCUUUAGGCUAUGGGAAAUCAUAAUUGCUUUAUACCCAUGCGCCAUUUUGAAGUAAACUAUUGGUUAAACUCAAAAUGAUGUGAGCUGAGUUGAAUUUGAGACGACUCAAAACAAAACAUUUUGAAUAUAGACUGAUCCAAGUUCAAUCUAAAA